Molecule: messenger RNA, 3006 nt
Organism: Aphidius gifuensis
Lineage: Eukaryota; Metazoa; Arthropoda; Insecta; Hymenoptera; Braconidae
Product: vascular endothelial growth factor receptor 1-like
Exons: 10
Coding region: 1-3006 (1001 amino acids)
Biological process (GO): positive regulation of kinase activity; cell surface receptor protein tyrosine kinase signaling pathway; multicellular organism development
Cellular component (GO): signaling receptor complex
Molecular function (GO): transmembrane receptor protein tyrosine kinase activity; ATP binding
Source: RefSeq, a predicted model, not a curated record
AUGGAUAUAAAUUCAGAAAAUAUAGAGUUGGAAAAUAGAGAACCACUUCUAAUAACAUGCACAGGUACAAAAAAAAUGGAGUUUUUCUAUCCACCAAAUACAUUAAGAUAUGAACCAGGAGAAACUCUAUUCUUAAAUCGUGAAUAUUCGAUUGAAGACAUAAGUCAAAAAGAGCUGAAUCAAACUCACACAAUAAUAACAUUUAGAAGAAAUCAAACAGAGUAUGGUGACACUGGAUGGUAUGGAUGUGGAUAUAGUGAUCAAAAUCCCAAUGACAUAUUUUGGAUUUACGUUGAAAUUAGUCGUAUGGAAAUUCAUGAAAGUGAAAAUAUUAUAAAGAUACUUCCUUCGGAUUUUAUUAUUAGAACUCCACAUCUAGAAAUCGAAGAAAAUUUUACAUUUUUAUACAGUGAUUAUAUAAGAAUACUUCGAGAUCAUACUGUGAUAGUACAAUCAAUAGACUUAAUGCCUGAGAUAACAUGGUUCAAGCAAAUGGCAAAAGAAAAUAAAGAAAUAUCGAAUGGACCUGAAAGAUACGAAGUUUUAUCGACAAAAAGCAAAUUAACAUCAUUGUCUAUUGUAAAUUUAAAUAUUGAUGACUCAGGAACGUAUUUUGUCAAGGUUCAAAGUCGAGAUUUGACCAUUACCGAAAUUCUUUAUUUUAAUUUGGAAGUAUAUGAAACAUCAAGCAUUAUUCUAUAUGGUUUAUCAAAUCUUUAUAAGAUGAACGAUUAUGUAGAACUCCACUGUUUUAUUGAAGAAUAUCCAAGACCGAAUAUAACAUGGAGAUUUGAACCUAGAUUUGGUCAUCUAAUUCAAACGCUCAAGAAUGCUGUUGAAGAUGUUACAUUAAUAUCUGUCAAUUCAACCAUCAAGUUUCCAAUUGUAUCAGGCGGGAAUAUUGAAUGUAUUGCCGAAAAUCAAUUUGAAAAAAAAUCAAAAAAUGCUUCCUUAUUUUUAACUGGUGAAUUUGAAAUCAUUGGUCCAGAAGAAAAUGUGACAAUUGGUGAUUCUAUAGAAUUAGUGUGUGUUUUAUCAAAAAAGUACAUUUUAAUGGAUAAAAUUUACUGGACAGAGAUCCAGAAUGAUAAUGAGUUCCCAUUAUUACAGCAAUCAGAUUCAAGAAUAAAAAUACAUGAAAAUGACUCUGAACUUUCAUAUCGUUUGACAUUGUCAAUAAAUCCAGUAAAAAAAACAGAUGGAAAAAAAAAUGAUAAAUUUUCUUAUAGAGCUGACGAUUUUGAAUUAAUAGAACUUUAUUGCUACGUUGAAGGUUUGCCUAAACCAAAAAUUACCUGGCAGAAAGAUAAUGUCCUAAUAAACAAGAUUGAUAAUUGUCAAUACGAAUUUUCAAAUAAUAAUCAAGUAUUACAUAUUAAAAGUUUAUUUGAGAGAUGUAAUGGAAAUUAUUCAUGCCGAGCCCAAAACCGCCUCCUAGAUUAUUGUGAAGCUUAUCAGCAAAUAACGAUAAUAGAAAAAAAAGAUUUGAAAUUUCAAAUUAUUGCAAUUAUGUCAACACUGAUAAUUGUUAUAAGUAUCUUUAUUUAUUUAUUUUUAAAAUUACGAAAUGAAAAAAAAUUACGAAAACAACUAACGAAAGCUGCUGGUCUGAUGGAAUUUAAAGAAGGUGCUUUGAAAUCUUUAAAUCCCAAAUUGACUAUUAAUGAUCAAAUUGAUUUACUGUCAUAUGACAAGAAAUGGGAAUUUUCAAGAAACAAAUUAAAAAUUGGUGAAAUAUUGGGACAAGGUGAAUUUGGAGUUGUAAGAAAAGCCGAGGCAAAAGGUAUUUGUGAUGACGAUAAAUCAAAGACAAUUGCUGUUGCUGUUAAAAUGGUUAAGGAAUCAACCGGGAUAACAAACAUACGAGCACUUGCAAGUGAACUUAAAAUUAUGAUUCAUAUUGGUAAACAUUUAAAUGUUGUAAAUCUACUUGGUGCUUGCACUAAAAAUAUGGACAAACAUGGAUUACUCGUUAUUGUUGAAUAUUGUCCUUUUGGUAAUUUACAUGAUUAUUUGAUUGAACAGAGGCCAAAAUUUAUUAAUCAAAUUGAUCCAUUGACUGGUAAAAUUAAUAUUAUUUCUAUUGGAUCUGAAAAUUCAAUUAAAUCCGAAAUCAAAAACAAUAACAAUAAAAUUAAUUAUUCAACGCCGUCAUUUUCUCGUAAGAGUCUCAGUUUAGAUUCAUCAAAUGAUCGAGAAUCGAUUGAAUUAUCUGACGGUAUUGCACUCAACAACAACAACUUGGCACAGCCAAAUUUGAGAUCAAAUUGUCAAGGUGAUUAUGACAAGAACUCAAAUUUAAAAGCAAUUUGUACACAAGAUUUGUUCUCAUGGUCAUUACAAGUUGCCAAAGGAAUGGAAUAUCUUAGCCAGAAAAAAGUACUUCAUGGUGACUUGGCUGCACGAAAUAUACUUCUUGCUGAGAACGAUAUUGUUAAAAUAAGUGAUUUUGGUCUUGCAAAAAAUAUAUACAGUGAUGGCAUUUACGAAAAAAAAGGAAAUGCUCCACUUCCAGUAAAAUGGAUGGCAAUUGAUUCUCUAGAAGGUAAAAUAUUUACAAUUCAAUCAGACGUCUGGUCAUUUGGUAUUGUACUUUGGGAAUUUUUUUCUCUUGCUGAAACACCAUAUCCAGGAAUGGAUGCUAAAGAUUGUUGGGUAAAUGUACGUAAAGGAUACAGAAUGGAAAAACCAGAGUAUGCUACAAAUGAAAUUUACAAUAUAAUGUCCAAAUGCUGGCUAGAAAAUCCAACACUCAGACCAACAUUUACUGAUCUCGUUAAUGAUAUUGGUAAUUUACUUGAUAAUAUUGACAAAGAAGAUAAUAACGAUUUCAAAACACCAUAUGUUGAAAUAAAAAAGAGGCUAGAUGAUGGUACAAAUAAUGAUGACUUGAUUAUGAAAUCUGUACCAGAUCAUCCCGCAUUACCAUCAUUAUCAAACAAUGGCUAUGUCUAUGAACCAACAAUUGAUAUCAAUACAAACUCAUCCUAUGUCCCUAUGAAUUGA